Messenger RNA from Saccharomycopsis crataegensis, 2007 nucleotides. It is a transcript of the gene DUS3, whose product is annotated as tRNA dihydrouridine synthase DUS3. Gene Ontology annotation, biological process: tRNA processing. NCBI's taxonomy places the organism in Eukaryota, Fungi, Ascomycota, Saccharomycetes, Ascoideales, Saccharomycopsidaceae. The record is from RefSeq and is a predicted model, not a curated record. Gene Ontology annotation, molecular function: metal ion binding; tRNA dihydrouridine synthase activity; RNA binding. Bases 1 to 2007 code for a protein of 668 amino acids. The transcript has a single exon.
AUGUCUGAAGCUGAUAGUUCUCUCAAGAGAAAUAACGAGGAAAGCGUUUCUUCUGGGAACGAUACUGCUACUAUCUCCAAAAAGCUCAAAGCUUCAACCGUACAAAAGCUUCGUCCAAUUAGCUUGGAUUAUAGUGGAUUAGCCCAUAUCAAGAAAGAAUAUGUUAUUACUGAACUGGACAAUACUGUGAAAUAUCUUGAAGUUGAUGAUGAUGCUGCCGAACAAAAUGAUAAGGCUGAUGCCAUUGAAGCCUCCGGAGAUGGUGGAAAAGGCAAAAAGAAAGAAAAGAAAAGAGGUCAGAAUAAAAAGAGAGAUUUGAUCCAACCUAAGGAUAAAGUCCAACUUUGUUCAUAUUAUGUGGAUCCAAGCCAUAUUAAGGACCAUCCAUGUUCUUAUGGUGACAAGUGCAACAGAUGUCAUGACGUGGAAAAAUAUUUGGAAGCCAAAUUGCCGGAUAUCGAAGUCACUAAGUGUCCUAACUUUGAAGCAUUUGGGGUUUGUUCUGCAGGUAUCAAGUGCCGUUGGUUGAAACACCAUUAUAACAAGGAAACCGGAGAGCUCAUAAAAGAUUUGGAGAAAAAUGAAAAGGCGAUCAAAGAAGGAAACUAUGAAGUGAAUAAGAUUUCACAUGAACAAAAGUUGAGAUUGAGUACAUCUAAAAGAAACCGUGAGAAGAAUUUUGAUUUCAAGAGAAGUAACGAAAUCAUCGAGUACUUGGAUAAGAUUACCAAACAUAACGCUAAAUGGAAUAAUUCCGGAGACGGCGAAGAAAUCAAGGGUGAUACCGACAAUGCCAUUGAAGAGAGAAAGCAACACCAAUUUGAUUAUGUGGAAGCACCAGUUAAGGCUUGGGAAAAGAAGAAACUUAAUUACAAUAAAACCAAAGUGAUUUCUCCUUUGACAACAGUGGGUAAUUUACCAUACAGAAGGCUCAUGAAGAAACUUUAUGAUGUUGAUACCACCUUUUCUGAAAUGGCCCUUUCUACUCCUUUAAUUCAGGGUCAGAAUUCCGAAUGGGCAUUGAUGAAGGCUCAUGCUUCGGAAAUCCCGGGCUUUGCUGCUCAAAUAGCUGCUUCUAAACCUUGGCAAGCGGUUAAAGCCACGGAAUUAAUCAGCGAAUUCACCCCAAACAUGUCGGAAAUCAAUUUGAAUUGUGGUUGUCCAAUCGACUUGCUUUUCAAACAAGGUGCUGGUUCUGGAUUGCUUGAACAGCCUGCCAAGACCGAAAGAAUCUUGAAAGGAAUGAACUUGGUCAGUAAUGAUAUUCCAGUCACCGUGAAAAUCCGGAUGGGCACUAGAGAUGAUAGUCCAAUGGCAGAUCAUUUGGUCAAGAGAUUUUUGUACGCCAAUGAUAACACCACCGGGGUUCCAGAUAUUGGGGCCAUCACUCUCCAUGGGAGAUCUAGACAACAAAGAUACACCAAGUUAGCGGACUGGGAUUAUGUUUCUAAAGUUGGCCAAAUUGUCCAGGAUUAUAACCACAAGCAAGAAGAAAAUAAAGAUUCUUAUGAUCUUCCAAAUAAGGUGUUUUUUAUUGCCAAUGGUGAUUGUUACAACUACCAGGACUGGCAUAAUUUGACCGCUGAAGGUACUGGCAUUGAUACUGUUAUGGUUGCUAGAGGGGCACUUAUCAAGCCUUGGUUAUUUGAUGAAAUCUCUGCUGGUCAAUAUUUGGAUAAGAGCGCUAGUGAAAGAUUAGACAUUAUCAAACAAUACUCUGAAUUUGCUAUUAACCAUUGGGGAAGUGACGAAUAUGGUGUGAAUCUUUCCAGAAGAUUCUUAUGUGAAUGGUUGAGUUUCACUUAUAGAUAUAUUCCUGUAGGAAUUUUGGAAAGAUUGCCAAAUCAAAUUAACGAAAGACCACCAAAAUGGAAGGGAAGAAAUGAAUUGGAAACUUUGUUGGCGUCAGGUGAUUAUAAAGAUUGGAUCAAAAUUACCGAGAUGUUUUUGGGGCCUGUUCAUCCAAACUUCGGUUUCAUUCCAAAACAUAAGAGUAACGCUUAUUAA